GUAUGGCCUGAAUAUGUCGGCUGGGUAAAAUACGUUAACUGUUAUCAUGACUAGAACGAUUUCCUUUGGUUAAGUUCAUUGCUGUUAAAUUAUUACGAAAGCUAUUGUAACUUAAAAGUUGGGAAGUAGAGAUAUAAUAUAUAUUAUUGAUUCACUAAGUCAAACUCGCCAUAUUGUAUAUUAAAAAAUUUAGUAAAGGAGGCCUUAUGUCAAGUCAGUUCAACACUGAGAGGGCCGACGACGUGUGCUAAUAUGAAGAAGCUGUUUUCAAAAAUUGAAAACACGUCGAAGGAGCCUAACAGUUACGUAGGAAAAGUUUUCGUGGUAGGACGUUAUACUGUCACUGUCGAAGAGGUUUUAGCUGAAGGAGGAUUUGCUAUUGUAUUCCUGGUAAAAUCUUCAAGUGGACGUUAUGCACUUAAACGCAUGUAUGUUAAUAAUGAACAUGAUCUCAAUGUAUGUAAAAGAGAGAUACAAAUCGCAAGUAACUUAAAUGGUCAUAAAAAUAUCAUAGGAUAUUUGGAUAGCAGUAUUACAAACAUAGGAGGAGGAGUACACGAACUUCUACUUUUAAUGCCUUAUUGCAAGACUCAAGUUCUACAAAUGAUGAAUAAUAGGUUAAAAAUAUUACAAACUGGUUUUAGUGAGUCUGAAGUUCUUCAAAUAUUUUGUGAUGUUUGUGAAGCAGUAUCUCGAUUACAUCAUUGUCAAACACCAAUAAUACAUAGAGAUUUAAAAAUUGAAAAUAUAUUAUAUUCUGAUACUGGUCAUUAUGUAUUGUGUGACUUUGGUUCUGCAACUGCAAAAAUUCUUAAUCCUAGUGUACAUGGUGCAGCAAUAGUUGAGGAAGAAAUUAAAAAAUAUACAACUCUCAGUUACAGAGCACCUGAAAUGGUUGAUAUGUAUUGUGGAAAACCUAUUACAACAAAAGCAGAUAUAUGGGCAUUGGGAUGUUUGUUAUACAAACUUUGUUUCUUUGCAUUACCAUUUGGGGAAAGUACACUUGCUAUUCAAUCGGGAAAUUUUACGAUACCAAAUCAUUCAAGAUAUAGUAGAAAUCUUCAUUGUCUGAUUCGUUAUAUGCUUGAGCCGGAUUCUGAUAAUCGUCCCGAUAUUUAUCAAGUAUCUAUGAUUGCAUUCCAAAUUUUGGGUAAAGAAUGUCCUGUACAGAAUUUACAUAAAGUUCCAAUUCCAGUUCUGGAAUCAUUAACAUGCCCUCCUAUGGAAUCUGAAAAUGUUAAAAGAUCAUCAUUAGUAAAAACACCAAAACCAAUUCCAGUAACUACUGUUGAGGGUACGUCAGUUACGCCAAGACAACGACCAAAAGGACAAGCUGUAAGCACAGGUCCGAUUAGUUUAAGUGGUCAAAUUGUAAGUCAAAUAUCGGGUCAAGGAAACCAAGCUCAGUCACAAAGUUCUAUAGGAAAUACAGUUUCAUAUGUUCAAAUGGGUCAACAACUUGCUCCAUUGAAUACAUCUCAAACUUAUGUUGGACAAAGUAUGCAAUCAAAUGUUCAAUCAUUACCAGUAAAUACGCAAGCAUCUUCUCAUCAAGUUUCAGCGCUUAAUCAAGUUUCGCCGCAAAUUUGUACAACUAGUCAAAAUUCUUUUGGACAUCAAUCGCAAAUUCAAAAAUCACAAUAUAGUCAAUCACAUUGUUCUACAAUUAGACGAUCUCCUGCAAGUGUUCAAGAUACAGUAAAUUCAUACUUUGAUUCAACAUUGACAACAAAUAUAAAUGAAGAAAAUUUAGAAGCGCUAUUUCCACCAUCUGGUUAUCCAGAUCCGUUUAAAGAUGAUAGUCGAGCUAUGCCACCACCUGCAAAAAUACCACCACCUGUUGCUCCUAAACCUAAAAUUCUGCCCAAAAUAUCAAGUAUUUCUGCUAAUUGUCCGCCUCCUAAAUAUAUACCUCUUACUUCGUUAACAUCGAAAUUGAAUACUCCAACUGGGCCUAAUAAAGCCACUCCUGUAAUGGUACCAACAUUACCGAAACCAGUUAAUAAAACUGAGAGUUUGAGUCAGAAUAUAAGUUCAAGUACUUCUCCACCUGAUAGUCCAACAUUAUCUUCUGUACGUCAUAGAAGAAAUGUUAGUGAUACAAGUGCUUUCAAUAAAGCAUUUGCAAGCGAAACAACACAAUUUCUAGCACCAUAUGAAGCUUCAGUAAAAUCACGUUCAGAAGAUGCUAGUACUCCUGAAGUUUUAACUGGUGUAAGGCUUUGUCUAGGAUCAAGCACUUCGCAUGUACGUAUUGGAGAACUUUCAAGUAUAACUGCUACUGAAGGAAGAUCAUUAAGUGCAGAUGUAGCAGCUUGGAAUCCAUUUGAAGAUGUACAACCUUUCAAUCAAUUAACAGAAGAUCAUAUUUUUGGUGCUGAAUUUGAUAAAAUUAGAAGAGGAAGUAAUGCAAGUAUCAGUGGUGUAAAAAGUCGCGAAAGUCUUGUUAUGACAUAUGCAGAGUUACCAGAAGAUCCAUUUGAAUCUGCACCUUUUAGUUUGCCAACAGGAAAGAAGAACAAAAUUGGAUCAAAGACUGCUGCACUUGCUGGAGGCAAAUUACAAGUAAAUGGUAGAUCAAGGAUACCUUCGAAACAAUGGAAUUCAGGAUUCGAACGAGCUGAAUUGGAUCAUAGAAUGAUGCCUUUAACAGGAAACAAUCCUAUUUCUCCGCCAUUUGUUCGAAUUCCCAUAGAGAAUCGGUCCAAAUACGAAAAGUUAAUAUUCAACGCUGGUGAUAUAUCCAGUGACAGUGAUAAAGAUUUAUCUCAAGAGCGUAUAAAGCAAAAGAGAAAAAGGGUCAAAAAUGUGUUACGUCGGAAGAAAAAAGUGCAAAAUACGAAAAACACCAUGCACCAAGAUUAUAACGAAUCGAAUGAUUCAAUAAGUUUAGCUAAUAAUUUUAAAACGAUUAACGAUAAUUUAUAUAGUCAUAUUAAUUAUAAUAACACUAUUAAAUCUAAUGGCAUUGGAAAAAGUGACGAAAAAAGCAAUAUUGGAAAUGAAGAUAAUGUGGAUGAGACAGAGGAAGAGGGAAAGAAAAGAAGAAAAGAGGACGAAGAAAAGAAAGAAAUAAAAGAAGAAAACAAAGGAGUGAAAGAGGAAGAAGAAAAGGAGGAGGAAGUGGAAGAUGAGAAAAAGGAAGAAGAUGAAGAAGACGAGGAGGAAGAUGAUGAUAAUGACGAUGAUGAUGAUGAUGAUGACAACGACGACGCCGAAGAUGAUGAAGAUGACGAUAAAGAUAACGAUGAUAUCGAUGAUAAUAAUAAUGAUAAUGAGAAUGAGAAUGAAAAAGAUAAAGACAACGAUAGUGAGAAUGAUGAAAAAUACAAGAAAAAAAAUGAAACAGUUUCGGAAAAUAUACAAAUUUAUGGCAAUUCCAUUCAACAUUCGGAAAAAAAUAUUAUGAAUGAAAAAGAUUACAGAACGAAGAAAUCGAAAAAAUAUUAUCGAGGACAACGAUUGUCAGCCAAUAGAGAUCCAAUAGUUGGACAUCAAUACGGAGAAAAACCACUUUUAUUGGAUGAUGAACUCGAUUCAGAAUCGAAACUGGAAUAUUUUCAUGGUGAUCCAUUCAUUAUUGAUGAUCAAUAUGACUCAAACUCUCAAUUGUUAAAUAAGAUAGAUUCGUUAGAAAGAGAAAACGAGAAAAUGAAACAUUUAAAUAAUUUAUUAGAAAAAUCUGAAAAAGAUAUUUUUGCUUUAGCUCCUUUUCCAAAAUCAUCCAGUUUUAAAAAAAAUAAUAAUUGUCAAAAGAACAAUGAAUUUAAAAAUAUAGUUCCCAUUAUUUUUGAUUCAAGAGUUUCAUCUCAGGAAUCAACAGAUUUUAAAAGCAAAUCACUUUCAAAGUGUAAUUCAUAUCAAAAAUAUACAAGUGUUGCGGAAGAAAAGAUAGAUGUUGAUUUUUUGGAAAAAAAUAAUCAGCGAUCAUCGAUUGAAAUAACCUUAAUUAAAACUCAUCGAGAUUUUGAAAGAGAAAGAAACAUUAUUCAAGAUCAAAAGAAGAGAGAAAUGGAAGAAAAUGGAAGAGGAGAAGAAGAAAGAUUAGAGAUGAGUGGACAAGAAGAUAAAAGUGAAGAAAAAAAAGAAUAUAGGAUAGGGAAAAAAGAAGAAAUAGAGGAAGAAAAUGAGAAAGAGAAUGAAAAAAAAAAGAAACAGGAAGAAGAAGAAAAUAUAGAAAAAGAUUUAUUUGGUUCAUCGCCAUUUAGUCCAAAUAGUUUUGUAAUAAACAGUCAAUUUCAACAGUCAUCUCUUGCUUCCAUUCGUACCUUACAAUCUUCAUCAAAUAUUCAAGAAGCUACCGUUGUCUCCUCAUCUACAAAAAUAAUACCAAAUUCAAAAUUUGACAAUGUUUCCGCGAGCAACAAAUAUUCGAAUACAUUUGCGAAUAUUUCAAAAGAUCUUUUUGGUUCUGUUCCGUUUGAUGAAUUUACAUAUCUACAAUUGAAUGAAAAAGAGAAAUAUGACUUGUUAAAAAAGAGAAAUGAAACUCAGAUUCCAUUUAUUCAACCAUCAUCAUCACGAUCAGUGACGCAGGAGCCGCAACCACAGCCACUGAAUUUUGGCGGAUCAAUUGGGGACAAUACAUUACUAUUGAAUAAAGUACUAUCACCAGAUGCUACCACUACUAUCAAAUCUACAUCUACUUUACAAGAGGUAUAUACUAUUAAACCGGUUCAACAUACUGCACGAAUUACUGUUCAAACAGUGAAUAGUGUAUCGAAACCAGAUAUUAUACCAAAUAUUGUUUCGCCUAUGUCACCUGAGCCAUUGGUAGCUACCGAUGAUCAUGAUGUAUCAAGGCAUAAAAGAGAUAAAUUUACCAAAUCAGAGAAAGCGAAAUAUCGUUUAAUCAAUGAAAAUCACAAUGAUGUUAGCGAUAUAUUAUCAUCAUCGAGAUUGAGUCACAAAACUAAAUCGAUAGGUUACAGUAAAAAAACUUCAAGAAUAAAGAAAUAUUCUGUAGUGAGCACAGCCGCUGGUUUUAGUAACAUGAGUUUCGAAGAUUUCCCAAGCGAUGAGAAUGAAGAAAAACAAAUUAGGAAUACAAAAAUUGCGCCUUUUGAAGUCAUCAGAGAACCUGAGAAACGAUUUGGAUCGUUAAAGAGAAAAAGUAAUCCAUUUUCUUGAGAACUAAAAAUAAUGUAAAAAAAAAAAAUAAGUCUUGCUUUAUCAACGAUUCUUUAACAUAGAAUCACAGUUGAACGAUUACACAGUUGUUAUAUCAUCCAUUACAUUAAAUGCUGAAAGCGGAAAAAGAGGAGAAAGAGAAGGCAAUAAUUCAUCGCUGUAACCUCUAUGGUAAAUACAGGAUCAAGUGAUCAAGUUGGCCUGGAUAUUAUGUCGAAUAGGAUGGAAAUUACUAGAUGUAAUUAGUCUUAUUAAAUUAGUUUUUCACAUUAAAUCAACAUAUUAAAAUGCUAUGAAAAAAUGUAAUAUAAUGAAAAUAGAAGCGAAACAAAAAAAGAGUGGAAGUAUGAAAGAAACAAAAAGCGGAUAGUAAAUAGAAAAAGCGUGUAUCUAUUUUUGUAGUUAAAACUUUAUACUAUGUUUGUACUUUGAAAUUUGUAGGUUUCUACUAUUAUGAUCUAUAAUUUGUUACAAAUGAUGCAAUUUUUCUAAAAUGAAAAAUCAAAUGGCAAACAUGAUCAAAUGAAACGCAUUCUCAAUAAAUAUACCUUAGCGUUAUGUAUUUUGUAAUUUAUAAAAUUUAUU
This is a messenger RNA of Apis florea (little honeybee), 5715 nucleotides long. RefSeq names its product Numb-associated kinase (gene Nak). The record is from RefSeq and is a predicted model, not a curated record. Gene Ontology annotation, molecular function: protein kinase activity; ATP binding. Lineage: Eukaryota; Metazoa; Arthropoda; Insecta; Hymenoptera; Apidae. Gene Ontology annotation, biological process: protein phosphorylation.